AUGUGCGAAGAAAUUGAAAGUAUUAUCCAUAGCGUUAUCACCAAGUUCAGUGUUAAAGAAUUAAAAAAAGAACAGCGUCAGAUAUUAGAUUGUCUGCUUAGAGGUGAAGAUUGCGUAGGAGUUUUGCCUACUGGGUACGGAAAGUCGCUACCAUAUCAGAUAUUUCCACCUGUGUAUCAGCAGCUACGGGACGAGAAAGUGGUGGUUUUGGUAUGCUGUCCCCUCAUUGCUCUUAUGGAGGAUCAGGUUCAGCGGAUACAGAAGACUCAAUUUGUGUCCGCUGAAUAUAUAGGUAGCAGUUCUGACUUUGAUCUGAAAGCGCACAACAUUGACGUGGUAUUUGCAUCGCCAGAACUCUUAGUUGGAAGCAAAACAUGCAGAGAGGCUAUUCAAUCUUUGAAUAUCAAAGUCAUAGUCAUAGAUGAAUUUCACACCAUUGCUACAUG
Saccostrea cuccullata (small rock oyster) is the source of this 446-nucleotide messenger RNA. Its product is annotated as probable ATP-dependent DNA helicase RecS. Gene Ontology annotation, cellular component: chromosome; cytoplasm; nucleus. Gene Ontology annotation, biological process: double-strand break repair via homologous recombination. Gene Ontology annotation, molecular function: nucleic acid binding; ATP binding; 3'-5' DNA helicase activity. The record is from RefSeq and is a predicted model, not a curated record. The transcript is spliced from 2 exons. NCBI's taxonomy places the organism in Eukaryota, Metazoa, Mollusca, Bivalvia, Ostreida, Ostreidae. The annotation marks the transcript as partial.